GCGCAUGCGCACAAAGCGCCAAGCCUUUAGGCGGCGGCUGGAGCCUUAAGUCUAGCGCGCUCUUGGUUCCAAAUGGCGGCGCGUGACACGGAAACGGCCCAGAAACAAAUUGAUGAAAUAGAAGCGCUCUCCUCCAUAUAUGGUGAUGAUUGGUGUGUUGUUGAUGAAGAUGAAAGGAUAUUUUGCAUUAAGAUCAGCGAUUGCUUGGAGCAACCAAAAUGGACUCUUUGUUUGCAGGUGAUUCUGCCUCCUGAAUACCCAACCUCAGCCCCACCAAUUUAUCAACUGAACGCUCCUUGGCUUCGAAGACAAGAUUAUAUGGAGCUGGGAAACAGCCUGGAAGAAAUAUAUGUACAGAACCUUGGUGAAAGUAUCCUUUACUUAUGGGUGGAGAAGAUAAGAGAAGUUCUGGUAGAAAAGUCUCAAUCCUCUGAUCCAGGACCAGUUAUUAAGAAAAUUACUGAAGAGAUUGAAGAGGAUUACGAUGAUGAUUUUUCUGUGGACUAUCAACUGAUCCAAGAUGAUACAGUUAAAACUUUAAAUUUUAUUAUACCUGAAGGCCAAGAAGGUGAAGAACUACCACAAAUUCAUCAUGGAAACCCUAUCACAGAUAGAAGGAGUACUUUCCAGGCACACUUGGCUCCAGUAGUGAGCCCCAAGCAGGUGAAAACAGUUCUGGACAAAUUGUAUGAGAAUAAGAAAAUAGAGAAUGCUACACACAACAUAUAUGCCUAUCGAAUAUACUGUGAAGAUAAGCAGACAUACUUACAGGAUUGUGAGGAUGACGGGGAGACUGCUGCAGGCGGACGCCUCCUCCAUCUUAUGCAGAUUUUGCAUGUCCGUAAUGUUUUGGUUGUGGUAUCCCGGUGGUAUGGAGGAAUCCUGUUAGGACCAGAUCGUUUUAAACACAUCAACAGUUGUGCCAGAAAUAUACUAGUGGAAUACAACUAUACAAAUUCAGCUGAAGAAUCAUCUAAACAAUUGGGUAAGAACAGAAGAAUAAGGAAGGACAACAAGAAGAAAUCUGAACAUUAAUAAAUUUUAAAAGAACCUGUUGACAGCAUUCAGUUUGCACAUAUUAUAUAAAGUCCUACAUUAAAAACACUAUUGCAGAAAAAUAUCUUCAGACACAAAUAUAUGCCUUAUCUAAGAAAAACAGACAUUUCAGAUUCCGCCGAAAAUUUAGAAUGGCCUUAGCAGCAUUUUUACUUUCUUCUGUGGUUACCUCAGUUGUUUUGGAGUGGGGAAUGUGAACAAAUGAUUUUGCCAUACAUUCAUACACUACAAUGAAUUCCAGAGCUUAACAAAACCACUAUUUUAGCUUUCACCUUUUAAAUGACUCAGAAUAUGGAUUAACUGUCCUCUGUACCAUCACUAAUCAAAUACCUCUUUUGUACUGGAAUCUUAGGGCACUUUUACACGUGUUCCGACAUGUUUCAAUUAGAAUGCGUCAGAGCACAGUUGAUUAAUUGAGUAUGCUGGAGCGCUCUGAUCAAAAUACUCCAGCGUGCUGUAGCAUCUCUUGUAUUCAGCACCCCUGGGUUUCAGAAUGGCAGUGGGGGCACUUUAACUAAAGCUUGUUGAAUGAUGUAAUUAGAACAGCUGUAAUUAGAACAGCUCCCAAGAGCCACUCUGCUCUAAUUAAAACACCACCCGCACCUUGUGCAUGUGUAUAGGUGCCCUUAAUUGCCCUAAUUUUCCUCAGUUGAGUUCUUCAUUGGAAUGAUGGUACUGUAACUUUUGUAAAGGAUAUUAUGUUUUAGGAUAUUGUCUAUUAAAACUUUCUAUGUUUGAGAAGAAAGCAAGUAGCAUACUGCUACAUGGACUUUCUUGCAUCUACUUUGUCCUUGAGCAUAGCAUUGGAGUUUGCUUGAUGACACAAAAGAACCAUUGGAAGAAGUGUCAACUUACAUGAAUGUAAAGGAAUCGCUUUAUUAAUUUAUUGAGGAUUUGCUGAAAGUGUCAGAUUGUGGAAACUGGCUGAAUUUAUCAGUGGUGAACUCUGAAACUGAAAGAGCCAAUGAUUUUAAGUCAGGAAACAAAUUUUGAAACAUAUUUUAAAUUUAAUUAUGAACAUAUUAAAUAUAUGAAAUAUCACUCUUA
This is a messenger RNA of Alligator mississippiensis (American alligator), 2103 nucleotides long. It is a transcript of the gene IMPACT, whose product is annotated as impact RWD domain protein. Gene Ontology annotation, cellular component: cytoplasm. Gene Ontology annotation, biological process: regulation of translational initiation. Gene Ontology annotation, molecular function: protein binding. Lineage: Eukaryota; Metazoa; Chordata; Crocodylia; Alligatoridae. The record is from RefSeq and is a predicted model, not a curated record. The transcript has 11 exons. The coding region runs from base 73 to 1035 and encodes 320 amino acids.